Lepisosteus oculatus (spotted gar) is the source of this 3719-nucleotide messenger RNA. Lineage: Eukaryota; Metazoa; Chordata; Actinopteri; Semionotiformes; Lepisosteidae. The record is from RefSeq and is a predicted model, not a curated record.
AUCCCCCUCCUGCCCCCCACAGCAGAUGACACCCAGACCUCGCAAGGAAAGACCCUUGCUGCUUGUCUGUACGGACGCCCUGCACAAUCCCCCAGCCGGCAGAACCUGAGGAAGGGUCGGCUCUUUCCCGUUUGCUGGAAUGGUAUCUGUUCAUUAACUGUGGAGUGCCACACUGAACUGAACCUCCUGGACGCUGACACGCCUGGGCCCCUCCUGUAACAUGACACAUUUCCAGAAGAAGACGACCACAAUGUCCCUCACCAUCUCCUCCUGCUCCCGGGAGUCUUCCUCGGGCACAGGGCUCCAGCAGAGACACUCCAGCCUGGUCCAACCACUCCGGAUCAGCUCCCCGAGGAUGCAGAGUCCAUCCUACAGCCAGCACUCUUCAGGAAAUGGGGGAGUCGCCCCAUCAUUCGUAAAGUGUCUNCAUGAUGUCAGCACAGUGAAGGGCCAGCUGGUGGUCCUGGAGUGUCGAGUCCGAGGGACACCCCCGCUGCAGGUGCUGUGGUACCGGGAAGAGGAGCAGAUAGUGGACUCGGCUGACUUUCGGAUCCUCAAGAAGAAAGCCAGUUCUGUAUCGGUACCUGAGGAGGUCUGCACUCUGGUUAUUACAGAGGCUUUCCCAGAGGACUCUGGGAUGUUUAAGUGUGUGGCAGGCAAUCAGUAUGGCACAGUGUCCUGCAGUGCGCUGCUGGAUGUCUACUCAGGCCUGGAGGAGGUGCUGGCCCACGAGGAGACCACCAGCUCUCCUGCAGAACCUCUCCCCGACACCCUGCCCUCCUUCCCGCACGGCGCAGUGGAGAUCCCGCCCCCAGAGUGGCCAGACAGCCCCGAGGAGGACAGCGAGCCCUGUGCGGACCCCUGCUCGGAAGGGUGUACAGAGCAGUGGCAGUGCACUGGUACCCCAGCAGAAGAGCAGCACCGCCCUGCCCUCGGUGAAAGCAGGGUACCUCCCCCAGCCUGCACGCUACCCUCACAGCGGGCCGAGGAGCCAGCCAGCCCCCGCCACCCCAGCAGCCAGCGAGACCCUCCGGGCGACAUGAGCAUGGCCGACUUCCCCUCAUUCUCCCCCACAUCCUACCCGCCCAGCGCCUUCAACUACGAACGGCCGCGCCACUUCAUCCAGGCCCAGCCGAGGUUCCAGGCCCCGUCCUACGAGAGCCUGCAGCCCCGCCCCCCCCAAGCCUCCGCCGCCUUCCCCAACGGGCACAGGGCCUCCCCCUCGUCCUCCACCCUCAGCUCUCCCGUCUCCACGCCGUCCUCCUCCCUCGGCUCUCCCCGAGAGCCCCCCGCGCCCCGCCCAGCCUCCCCGUCUCGUGGCCCCAUGAAGUCCAGCAUCACCCUGGUGCCCAGGGUCUGCGCUGGUGCCCCCUCUCAGUCUCCAGCUGCCUUCAUCAGCUCUGUCCUGCCUUGUCCGGCAGCUUCCCAGUCCAUGCCAGCCUCCGUCCCCCCACCGAGACCCCCUUCCCCUGCGUACUCUCCGCGCUCUCCCACUCCCCCAAGACUCUCCCCUCCUGGGCCCCAGAGUGCCUCUGGCCAGCCUGCGUCCUUGCCCGCUAAUCACAGACCAGCUCCAGCAGUGGAAACCUUCCCAAGACAGAUCCUGAAGAAGAAGAGCCCCCGGCCUGCCUCCCACACUACGGACGAGGAGAUCCAGGGUUCCAAGGACGCCCUGAUCCAGGACCUGGAGAAGAAACUGCGCUGCAAGGAGGCGCGGAGAAGGAACGGCAGCCAGAAGCUGACCUAUGAGGAACGGAUGGCGCGCCGGCUGCUGGGUCCGGACAGCGCUGCCUCCGUGUUUGACAUCGAGGGCUCCCAGGACUCGCAGACAGAGCAAAAUUCACCAGACAGAAAACACACCAGCCAAGGACAACAGCGGAACAUGCCCGAGUCGGGGUCGGAGGACCCCGAGACUGCCUCCAUCCAGGAGAAGUGCUAUGCACCCCGCUUCCUGCAGGUGCCCCAAGACCUCACUGUGGAAGAGGGCCGCUUCUGCAGAAUUGAUUUCAAGGUGGGGGGGUUGCCCACCCCAGACGUGUCCUGGUAUUUAAACGGGAAGCUCAUUGGCCCUGACGACUACCACAAGAUGCUGGUGUGCGAGAAGGGCGUGCACUCCUUCAUCAUCGAGAUCGUGACCGUGCACCACGCCGGCGAGUACGAGUGUGUGGCCCGAAACCGCGCUGGGGAGAGCCGCUUCACCCUGCACCUCAGCGUCAUCGCCCAGGAGCUGCAGCGCCCCCCAGUGUUCGUCCGGAAGAUGCAGAACUCGCGGGCUCUGGAGGGGGACUCCGUGAGGCUGGAGUGCCAGGUCUCGGCUUCCCCGCCACCCCAGCUCUACUGGAAGAAGGACAAGGAGAUGAUGCGCGUGGAUCCGGGCAGAAUGAGCUUAUAUCAGGAUAACUCCGGGCGCCUCUGCUUGCUGAUCGACCGCGUGGAGAAGGCCGACGCAGGCUGGUACACCGUGUCGGCCAUCAACGAGGCCGGCAUGUCUACCUGCAAUGCCAGACUGGAUGUGGGGACUCGCUUGACCAAGGCCGCCACCGUCGCCAAGCCCCUGAAAGUGCGCCCCACGUUCAGCCAGGGCCCAGCGCUGGCCGGGCAGGGGGCUGGCGGACCGCGGCAGCAGGCUCCCCUGUGCGAGAGCGAGGAGCUGUAAAGACAACGCUAGAUGCCAGAGUCACGCCAGGGCUUGGAUUUGUAGGUUCGUGGGCGUGCUGGGGGGGGAUCCUGGGAGUGGCUCCCUCCAGGAGGUGUACACCAAUGGCCCGUCUCUCUGCCCUGUUGCCACUGAUCGACCCGCUAUCAGAACACAAAUGAGUUCUCCCCCCCCAUCCCCUCCACCACUGGGAACUGAGAAAUGUUUUAAAUUUCUCCCUUUACAAAGUGUUUCGCAAGACAGAACUUAAUAAUGGUUAGAAAUUAGAGAGCUGUCUUGUAUGUAUGUUUUGAGUCAUGUUUUUAUUAUACAGAGCCAGAUUUAUUUCUAUCAAAAUAAUUUAAAAAAAUUCUAAUAUAAGCUAUUUAAUAGGAAACUGGUACUGGAAUAUUUAGUAACAUCUCUCAGAAAGCCUUCUUUACUUAAAAGGGUUGUCUUUCUUUCUGCCACUAAAAAUGUGAAGCCACAGACUUGGAAACACACACUUGAAUUGUAUCUGUAAGAGUUUAAAACCUAAGCAAUAAAGUUUUCUUGAAUACUUCCGUUUCCUACUCGCAAUUGUACAAGGUGGGGUAGACAAUAUGGAUCAUAAAGGAUUUUGACUUAAGAAAUAAUGAAUUUGUUGAAAUUUUACUGUCCAGAAAUCAGCCAGGCAUGUUUCACAUCUAGCAUGUGUCAAAACCUCUUCACAAGUACCUGAAAACAGAAGAGCUAUUAGCUGCAUGCUUAGUGCUAUUGCUGUCCAUUUAAAAGUGGUUUUUGAGUGGUUUGCACAUUAGAAAAAUCAUUUUACAAAUGGUUAAAAAGAACUGAAUCUGACUUCUGCCAGUCGACAUUUCAUUAAAAGGUAAAAUUGCUUUUCUAUGGUGUGGAUUUAGCAAAAUAAACAUCAUUACCUCUUGGUUUCAACCAGCCUAAGCUUUGUGUGGCAGUCAAAUAUCAAUCACAGAGGAGACUAAUGUAUUUAAAAGAGCCUAUAAGGGUUGAUUUAUUCGAUUUUCAUUUGCACUUGCUUACAAAACUCCUGUCCCUAAAAAAAAAAAAAAAAAAAGCACAAGGUUUU